Messenger RNA from Coniosporium apollinis CBS 100218, 270 nucleotides. RefSeq lists its product as uncharacterized. The record is from RefSeq and is a predicted model, not a curated record. Lineage: Eukaryota; Fungi; Ascomycota; Dothideomycetes. Gene Ontology annotation, molecular function: oxidoreductase activity, acting on NAD(P)H, oxygen as acceptor. Gene Ontology annotation, cellular component: intracellular anatomical structure. The coding region runs from base 1 to 270 and encodes 89 amino acids. The transcript is spliced from 2 exons.
AUGUCAGGGCAGAUUGCGAAUCGGGGACUCACUUGCACCGCGUACAACACUAGCAAAGCCGCCGUCCAACAGAUGUGUCGGUCUGUGGCACAGGAGUGGGGUCACCAUGGUAUCAGGGUGAAUACGUUGUCGCCAGGAUAUAUCAGGACGGCGAUGACAGACGAGCUCAUGGCGGCGGAGCCGGAGGUGGAAAAGACGUGGAUGGCGGGCGCGCUUUUGGGCAGACUUGGUGCUCCUGAAGACUUUAAAGCUCUGCAAUAUUUCUGCUAG